Daldinia decipiens is the source of this 1671-nucleotide messenger RNA. RefSeq lists its product as uncharacterized. Gene Ontology annotation, molecular function: protein binding. The transcript is spliced from 7 exons. NCBI's taxonomy places the organism in Eukaryota, Fungi, Ascomycota, Sordariomycetes, Xylariales, Hypoxylaceae. Bases 73 to 1671 code for a protein of 532 amino acids. The record is from RefSeq and is a predicted model, not a curated record.
AGUACUAUUCCCACACUUAGAAUCUGCAGAUUUACUUAGCUUUUCAUUCGAUAUCACAACGACCCGCACAACAUGUCUCUCUGGAUCGACGCAGGAGCUACUCCACCAGCCCUGGACAAGAUCAAGCUUGCCGAGUACCUCAAAGGUGACCCAUCAAUUAUCAAUAAGCCAGACCCGGCGUCGGGCCUCACCCCAUUGGCAGCAGCUAUACGGAAGGGAAAUUCUUCCACUGUGAAGCUCCUGUUGGACAACGGCGCGAACCCAGACACGAAGACUCAAGAUGGAAGAACGCCAAUGUUCAUGGCCGCAAGCGCACCAAAGCAACGGGCCAGAAUGAUACAGCUUCUUCUUGCUAAGAACCCGAACAGUUUCGAUGAGGCGGGGCCUGCAUCUUUCGGGAACGAGACCCCAUUGAUGGUCGCUACCCGGAAAGGCGAUGCCGCGGCCAUCAAGCUGCUUGUGGAAGCAGGGGCUUCAAAAGAAAAGAAAAAUGCCAGUGGCCAAACUGCAAAGGAUAUAGCUGACAAGCUGCAGCCAUCGGACCUUGCCGUUAAGGAGGCCCUUGAUAUAAUCGCAACCAAGGGUAAAGGGGGGCUCAUAACCUACAUUAACGAGUGGGUACUGAAGGUUCUCGCCUACUACGAUAUUUGGAGUCCCCUUGCAGACAUCUUUGAUGCCUCAUCUGGGACUUAUUACAAAGUUCCAGGGUCUAACCCAGCACCAGGAGAGGAUAUCGCAGAACCUCAGACAGUGGAGGAUUUCAAAAAUAACCUAAAUAAUGCAGUCAAAAGGGGCGGCCUCGAAAAGUUCUUCUCUCCCAACGAUCCUUAUCUUACAGAUGUGGCUGAAAGGGCAUUCGAACUCAAGAACGAUCCGAAGAAUCCUCUGAACUCGCCUUCUCAGGUCGACGGUCUUGCCAAAUUAGCACUAUAUCAGCCAAUUCUAUAUUGCGACGAUAGCGGAUCAAUGUGGAGCGAAGAGAAUGGUAAAGGGAAGGGAGAUAGAUGGCGUGCUCAGGUCGAACUUGUCAAACGAAUUAGCAGCAUCGCUAGCCGGACAGACCCUCUUAACAGAGGUUGCCACCUUCGGUUUAUCAAUCAAGAAACACCUGAUGCUAAUGGUCUCAAUAAGGACCAAAUUGAACACAAACUCAAGGGCUUUUAUCCCGAGGGAUGGACACCUAUCGGUACAAAGUUGAGGGAGAACGUCCUUGACCCCCUUAUUUAUAAGGAUGUUGACGCGGGCAUCCCACUCAAGCGCCCCUUUCUAGUAUUAGUGACCACAGAUGGGUAUCCCACCAGAGAGAAAGCCGGCAAGGGUGGCUCCACUGGUAAGCUAGACGAGAACGAGAACGAAGACGCGGAUCGAUUCCGCAAGGAGAUCCACGAAUGCGCCAUGAGAUUUGAAAAUAGUAAGGAGAACUAUAGGAAAGACGUGGUCAGAUUCUCCAUUAGCCAAAUCGGCAAGAAUAUCAGCUAUGCCGAGGACGAGGAAAAGGUGAAGGCGUUCCUAGACGGCCUAGAGUAUGAUGCCGAUAUCCAGGACGUCCUCUAUCGAACAGCAGAACUUAUGGAUUCACGAUACGAAGAGCUCAGGGAGAAUGAGGAGGACUUGGAACGCUGGCUACUCAGUACCUUGCUGUCCCCUCUACAAUCGCUUUAUAACCAGUAG